This is a messenger RNA of Fusarium coffeatum, 1869 nucleotides long. RefSeq lists its product as uncharacterized. NCBI's taxonomy places the organism in Eukaryota, Fungi, Ascomycota, Sordariomycetes, Hypocreales, Nectriaceae. The coding region runs from base 1 to 1869 and encodes 622 amino acids. The record is from RefSeq and is a predicted model, not a curated record. Gene Ontology annotation, molecular function: protein binding. Gene Ontology annotation, biological process: protein polyubiquitination. The transcript has 3 exons.
AUGUCUUUGACCGCGCACUCGUCGCGUCGCUGGGACGAGCUCCCUCAUGAGAUCCUCCUUCAGAUCUUGUGCUACCUUGAACCACAUCAAUUGCCUAGAUUGCAACUUGUAUCGCGAAAAUUGAGAGACGUUUGUCUUGAUGAUGAACUAUGGAAGCGGCACUGUUUUGAGCGUUCAUCAUGGUACCAUUUUCUUCAGAAUCGCAGAAAGGUCUUUGCUUCCCUACCUGACUCGUCCAUAAGUAAGGCGAGUCAAGACGACGAGGAAGACGGCUCUUUACUAGAAUUCGAUGAAUCGUCACGGAGAGACAAGGACCAUUUUGAGUUUCUUCAGGACAUGGCCAACUGGGAUCCUGCAUUCCCUGAUGAGCAUGUAUCAUGGUACGACGAGUAUAUCCAGCGUCAAGGACCAACAGCAAUCAAUUGGCUCGAAACACCGCACGCAGGACAAGGCGGAAUGGAUCAUUUCAUCGAAGUCAGAGGCAUGGCGCUCUACAGCCCCAACAACAGCAACGACGGGCUCGGCAGUUUAUUAGCUGUUUCACCACUGGACGACGGGUCUGUUUGUCUCUGGGAUAUCAAUGGUGCUAGGGGCAGGAGGGGAGGCAUCGUUGCUACGAGUCAACCGGAUAUUCUCUUUUUCGACGGCCGCGGAGAUCAAAAUACGAAGCGGUCCAAAAAGAUCGACACGGGUGUCACCGAGUGUGUCAGUGUUGACAACACUAACAAUAGGGCUGUCUUUGCAGUGCAGAGUCAUCUCAUAGAGGUUGAUCUGAAUCGUCUGCAGGUCGUCAACAGACAUUCAUUCGAGUGGUCCAUUACAACUUUAUCUCAGAUCCAGGAUGGUGUCCCUUUGACAGUCGGCACUUCACUCGGCAUUCACCUUCAAGACUUCAGAGCGCCCCAGCAACACCACGGCAAUGUUGUGGAGAGACUAGAUGUGGACAGCCCUAUGGCAGAUGGCGAUAACCCAUUUAGAGCCAUCUUUGACCCGAAUCCAUUACCGCCGUACGCCUCAUUGUCUCAGCCUACACCGACGAGUAUUCUUCAUCUGCCUCGUCCGGCUGGCGACAAUAUGGUGUCGGACGACAUUUACGUGGCGGGCAGGUUUUCCAAUAUUCUUCACUAUGACAGAAGGCAAUUCCCCAAGAUCGUGGGCUCCAUCUAUUCUGGGUCACGGCUGUCUAGUCUGGCAGCGCUGCCGUAUCCGUUUUCUACAUUGGAUCACGAAGUACGACGUCGUGGAGAGCUUUCAGCCGAUAGGGUCCACGAAUGUAAAACAUCGGGUAACGGACGAACACUAAUAGCAGGCGGAGAGUACAAGACCAAGGGUUCCCUUGAGUUAUAUGGUCUCGACACAGUAGAUCUAUCAAGCGAUGGAGCGAUGCAGCAGAACUCAACCAUGAAGAACCGCUACACAGCAGCUUCAUCCAUCAUUUUGUCGGUCAUCAACCACGGCACCAAAGUCGCAUUUUCCGACGGCGCAGGACAAAUCAAAUGGUUCGAAAGAGACGGAUACACAGAAUGUCGUCGAAUUAAGAUCGGCCACAGUGACGUCCCCACGCAAGCAUCACUCUUCGCCUCGAUGCCAGGGUCCGACGAUCUGGCGCGCAAGAUCUUAUCCACCAAGACUGGGCAGGAUCGUCCCAACGAAGAUAACGUGCUGUUCUGGACAGGCGAUAAACUGGGGAUGCUUAGUUUCACGGGCGACACGUUGUUUACACCUGAGCAACUGCAGGGUGAGCAGAAACACAGGGAUGAACAGGCGGCUGAGGAGGAACGACAGCGACAAGUUUACUCGCAGAGAAUGCGGGAAGCACUCGAGAAGCAGGCUGACGAAGUACGGUUUGUACAAGGACUUGGAUUAUAA